CCACUGACGCCGGAUUUUUUUCUGUUUUGACUUGAAAAUUAAUUAAAUUGUGCCUAAAAACCUUAAAAAAUGCGUCCGCCAGAGUUUAAAUUGAACAAUCCGCCAGAGGAUUUGAUAUCGUCUGUGAAAUUCGGGCCCAAAUCGAACCAGUACAUGGCGGCAUCGUCAUGGGACGGAACGCUUCGCUUCUACGAUGUGGCGGCAAACCAAAUGCGGCAGAAAUUUCUGCAAGAUGCACCGAUUCUCGACUGUGCCUUCAUGGAUAUUGUGCACGUGGUCAGUGGAUCGCUGGACCACCAGCUGCGACUGUUCGAUGUGAACACGCAGACGGAGAGCAUUGUGGGCGCCCACGAGGAUGCGGUGCGUUGUGUAGAGCAUGCCGAAUACGUGAAUGGCAUCUUGACGGGAAGCUGGGAUAAGAAUGUCAAGCUAUGGGACAUGCGCGAGAAGCGCUGCGUUGGCACGUUCGAGCAGAACAACGGCAAGGUGUACUCCAUGUCUGUGAUUGACGAGAAGAUUGUGGUGGCCACCUCGGAUCGCAAGGUGCUCAUCUGGGACCUGCGCAAAAUGGACAGCUACAUAAUGAAGCGCGAGUCCUCGCUGAAGUACCAGACGCGUUGCAUUCGCCUCUUCCCCAACAAAGAGGGCUACGUGAUGUCCUCGAUUGAAGGCCGUGUGGCUGUGGAGUACUUGGACCACGAUCCCGAGGUGCAGCGCCGCAAAUUUGCCUUCAAAUGCCAUCGCAACAGGGAUAACAACAUCGAACAGAUCUACCCGGUGAAUGCGCUCAGCUUCCACAACGUUUAUCACACAUUUGCCACUGGCGGCUCCGACUGCAUUGUUAACAUUUGGGACGGCUUCAACAAGAAGCGACUGUGCCAGUUCCACGAGUAUGACACCUCCAUUUCAACACUAAACUUCAGCUCCGAUGGCAGCGCCUUGGCCAUUGGCUGCUCCUACCUGGACCAACUGCCCGAGACACCUGCCACCGUGCCACAUCCGGCCAUUUACAUACGAUAUCCGACUGACCAAGAAACGAAACAGAAGUGACGUGCACCUCGAUUAAGCUUUUCAACUCUCAAUUGUUUUAUUCGUAACCAAUCAACGACAGAGUAAAUAUAUAUGUCAUCGUUUCAUUAUCAGUUAUGCCAGUGUAA
This is a messenger RNA of Drosophila guanche, 1157 nucleotides long. RefSeq names its product mitotic checkpoint protein BUB3 (gene Bub3). Gene Ontology annotation, cellular component: bub1-bub3 complex; kinetochore; mitotic checkpoint complex. The transcript has 2 exons. Gene Ontology annotation, molecular function: ubiquitin binding. Bases 70 to 1050 code for a protein of 326 amino acids. The record is from RefSeq and is a predicted model, not a curated record. Gene Ontology annotation, biological process: mitotic spindle assembly checkpoint signaling. NCBI's taxonomy places the organism in Eukaryota, Metazoa, Arthropoda, Insecta, Diptera, Drosophilidae.